Erinaceus europaeus (western European hedgehog) is the source of this 2999-nucleotide messenger RNA. RefSeq names its product PNMA family member 8A (gene PNMA8A). NCBI's taxonomy places the organism in Eukaryota, Metazoa, Chordata, Mammalia, Eulipotyphla, Erinaceidae. The coding region runs from base 220 to 1479 and encodes 419 amino acids. The transcript is spliced from 3 exons. The record is from RefSeq and is a predicted model, not a curated record.
CUCGACUCCGCGCCACAAUCGAGAUCGAGGCGGCCGCCGCCCCCGCUGUCUCUUCCUCCACAGCCGCGGCCCUCGCAGCAGCAGCAGCAGCAGCAGCGCGCGGGAGACUCAGCGAGCGACUGCAUUUCGGAGGCGGCCUCUUGAGCAGAGGGGUUCGCGGUCAGGGAGCGCGGUCACCCCGCUGCCCCGGGUCGCGGCAGCCGCGGCGUCGCAGCCGCCAUGGCGAUACACCUGCUGGAGGACUGGUGCCGCGGGAUGGAGCUGGAUGUCCACCGGGCGCUGCUGGUGUCGGGCAUCCCCGAGGACUGCGGCCAGGCGGAGCUGGAGGAGACGCUGGACGCCGUGCUGCUCCCGCUCGGGCCGUACCACGUGCUCAACAAGAUCUUCCUGAGGGAGGACAACGCCAAGGCGGCGCUGGUGGAGCUGGGCGAGGGCGUGAGCCUCAGGGCCGUGCCCCGCGAGUUCCCGGCCCGGGGCGGUGUCUGGAAGGUGACGGUCCGCGACCCCAGCCAGGACGCGGAGUUCCUGAAGAACCUCAACGAUUUUCUCGACGCCGAGGGUCGCACCUGGGAGGACGUGGUCCACCUGCUGCAGCUCAACCAGCCGCCGCGCCUCCAGAACCAGCCCCCCGGCAAUUGGGCCGAAGUUCUGGGGGGCCUGCUGGGAGCCGUGGUGCAGAUCGUCUUCUACAUGGACUCGGAGGCCCGCGUCCGCGAGGAGGCCCGGGCCCGCGAGGCCGCCCAGCCCCAGCCCCAGCCCCAGCCCCGGGCCGCGGCCGCCAUGGCGACCAAGAGGAAGAUCAAGAAGGAGCCCAGGCCCGCCGCGGAGGGGGGCGCCGCCGCCGUGAAGAAGGAGAAUGGCGGGGCUGAGCCCGACUUCCCCAGACCUGUGGUUCGCCGAGCUGGCGCCAAGUCCCGCUCCAGGAGAAAGAAGCCGAAGAAGAAGCAGCAGCCCAAGGGAGAGCCAGAGGCCUGGAACAAGCCCACCGGAGACCAGCCCAGCGGCUCGGCCUCCCUGGAGGAAGCAGCCCCCCUCGACGAUGCUGAAAACGUGCAACCCUCGGAAUCUGUGGAGAGCAACCGGAAGCCGCACGUGAAGCCGGAAGCGGCCGCUGCCAAGAAACCUGCCGCCGGGGCCAGAGCUGAGAGCCCCAGGGCGGCCUCUGAGCCAGACCGGGACGGCGGCCACGAGGGUCCCCCCAAGAAGAAGGCCAUGGGCUGGGCCUCCACCAAGAGCCCCGGCUCCUCAAAGAAGAAAAAGAAGAUGAGCCUGGGCCCCGUCUCCUACACCCUCCAGGGCCCAGAAGACCCCCAGAAGCCGGCCAUGCCAAAGAAAGGGCUGGGCUCCAGGAGGGUCGCGGCCGUUCAGAAGACCCCGACGAGCCCUCAGCCCCCGGAGUCGUCGGCCUCUGUGGAGCAGGGUCCCAAGGACAAGCCAGAAGGCUCUCCUCCCGGCACCAAUGCACCCCAGAAGCGUUGAUUUGGGGGACCGUCCAUUCCUGAGGAUCAGAAAGAAGACCAAGGAAGAAGUUCCACGUUGGGAACAAAGUUUUUCUGUUGUUGUUGCAUGAACCAGACCUUUAGAGACCCAGUUUGUUGAGACCUGGCUCAGAGACAAGUGACAUGUAAGGUCUUAGGAGGGAGGAAUUAGGGGAGGCAGGCAAAUCAGCUGCUUUUCUUCUCUGCCAGCCCUGCUCUGUCCCUUUGAGACAGCCUUCACAGGUGGAGAGUCACUAAGCAGACUGGGGAAAUUCUAGAUAUUCACCUUCCUUCGUGAGUAGGGUUCCUGUUAAUGUUCAUCCAUGUCAGUGUCCUUCCCUCGCUGCUUCCCUGCUUCUCCUGAUGUUCAGCCAACUAUGGUGGGGCCUGGAGAGAGAGAGGCCUGCUUUCCUCUUCCCCCCUAGUCUUUAACUUCCACACCCCAAUUUUCUAUCCAGAAGGUGGUGAGGCCCCAGGAGUGAGUUUACAGGAAAAGAUGAUCUGCUUCAGUCUUGAAGCAUCGGAGUUUUGGGUUGUAUUACUGAAAAUGGUGCUUGGGUUCUCAUUUGGGCAUAAAGCCUUGGCAGGGAAGUAUCCAGGCAUCCCUGACUUCCUGCCUCUUGACUCCAUCUGUUUGCCCCACAUUCUAUGAUAACAUCUUUGAUAACGAGGACCACUAGAGAGAGAGGAGCAGUCCUUUAAAAACUGCCUGUUUAUUUCUGCCUGCUUUGUGAAUCAGAACGGUUUCCUGUUUGUUGUGAGGAGCCCAAGGAGUACCAAAGAUGUAAUCCAAGUUUAUUUUUUCAUGUAUUUAACAAAAAAAACACCUAAAAACUUUUUAAAAAUACUUGAAAAUGUCAACCAAACCCAUCAAAGGAGGCGGUAAAAAUAUUAGCUUAUAUUUAUAAGUUAAUCUGUUUCUGUUCAGGUCUCCAGUGAGUUGUCUAGACCAUCUGUUUGCUCAUAGCUGAGUUUCUUAGAAACAGGACUGAUGAGAAAGUGGGAGACUCCUAUCUGAUGCAUGCCCCGUACCUUGCAUGCCAGACCCUUUGUAACCCACAUGCUCUUGUCGUGCCAGCUGGUGAGUCAUGUGACAGCAAGUGAGUGUGUUUACGUGCUGCGCAGCAACUAAUCCAACCCACAGAGUUCUAUUCUAGCCCUUUCCACCUUCAGUGUUUCUUUCCUGACUUUUUUUUUUGUGUGUGUGUGUGUGUGUGUGAUAAUGUGAGCCAUCAUUAGUUGUUAGUGACUUAAUUUUGAAAAUACAUUUCCUGAGAGAAUUCACGUCAAAAGCCUGGACAGGUGAAAACAAAGAUGCAGGAAAAAGAAGGAACCAGUUUCCAGUCAAUGCUGAUUUCUCCUGUCAUGAAUAAUGUAGGCGUGAAUUAGAUCCCUGAGGUGGCAAAGGGGUGACUCCCCAGGUCCCACUUUCAGAGUCAAUCAGGGCCUCAUUGUGUUAACAGUUUGACACUGUGGUUAGUAAAACAAACAUGUUACAAAAUAAAAGUUUAGAAAAAUGAA